AUGUUUCCUGCAAAAAUCAUUAUCCAUCAACCAGCCCAAGACCUGAAGAAGAGAGGCCCACCAAGAAAGUAUUCUGUUCAUGGAUUUGGCCUAUCUCCCUAUAAAAUUUCUGAAUCUCGUGGAGCUUCUGCUUCAGAAAAGCUCUCUAAGGAGACUCCUGGAAGGCCCCAGAGCUUUGGAGAAAAGAACCAACCACAAGAUUUAGUUGUAAGUAGCGUGAAGCUCCGGGAGUCCAUAAUUGGUGGUGGAACUGUGACUUAUGAGGGUCAAUAUGACAUUAUCUCAUUAUCAGGCUCAUUGUUGCUACCAGACGAUAAUGAUAGCCCUGGAAUAACGGGUGGUCUCAACGUGUUACUCUCUAGGCCUGAUGGAAGUAAUAUUUGUGGUAUUGUAGCAGAAAUGCUCAAGGAUCCAGUAGAGGUGCUCUUCUAA
Molecule: messenger RNA, 432 nt
Organism: Solanum lycopersicum (tomato)
Lineage: Eukaryota; Viridiplantae; Streptophyta; Magnoliopsida; Solanales; Solanaceae
Product: AT-hook motif nuclear-localized protein 10-like
Molecular function (GO): minor groove of adenine-thymine-rich DNA binding
Source: RefSeq, a predicted model, not a curated record